Molecule: messenger RNA, 810 nt
Organism: Symbiodinium necroappetens
Lineage: Eukaryota; Dinophyceae; Suessiales; Symbiodiniaceae
Source: the annotation of a GenBank genome assembly
AUGGAUCCAGGCACUGCCGAAGACACUGUCUCAGACGUUCUCGAGUUCAUGAGCGAGCGUAUCGAGAGCUUGACGAAAGUCUUCAACGAGGAGAAGAAAGGUCUUGUCAAGAUGUACCAACAAUACCAAGCCAUGUGCGAGGCGGGAAAAAAGGCCGACAAGACCAAAUCAGACAAAGACAAGAAAGACUACGAGCGCAAAAGAGAGAAGUUGGUUGACAUGAUAUGCAAGACCUCGCUUGGCUGGUUUGUGAAGUAUGUGGCAAAAGACAUGGUCCCCGAGAAAUGGUGGGAUGCGGGCUUUGGUGAUAUUGUAGGAGAUAAGAAAGUCCAGGGAGCACUGGUAGACUGGCUAGGUGAUGUCAAGAGCAAGAAAAAACAGGAGAAGAUGAAGGACAGUUUGAAGAAGGUUGCACCAGAAGCCACAAAGAAGCUCUUGAACACCCUCGCUGAGUGUGCCCGCAAAGGAUUCUUGAAAGUUCUUCGUCACAGACUUCAUCAGCAUCACCCAUAUGAAGAAACGGACAAGGAUAUCAACGACGAUUUGCCAGAGGCCGAUGAGAUUGAGACUGAGAUCGAGGACAGGAAGGACAAGGACCAUCACAUCCAUCAUACUGAGGUCCUCGAGGUCGACUGCCACGAUCCCUAUCCGUUGGACAUGUUGGCAAAGAUGGGCGCCCAUGGCAUGGGGUCGGACGGUUGGUCGGACAACGCCCACAUGCCCCCACUGCAUGAUGAUCAAGCACAUAAUUGCGAUGAUCAAGCAGAUGGAUACGAUCAAGUUGAGGAUCUUCAACCAGAGUGUGAGUGA